Messenger RNA from Mercenaria mercenaria, 1495 nucleotides. Its product is annotated as rotatin-like. The coding region runs from base 206 to 1495 and encodes 429 amino acids. Gene Ontology annotation, biological process: centriole replication; ciliary basal body organization; centriole-centriole cohesion. Gene Ontology annotation, cellular component: ciliary basal body; centriole; centrosome. The record is from RefSeq and is a predicted model, not a curated record. The transcript is spliced from 11 exons. NCBI's taxonomy places the organism in Eukaryota, Metazoa, Mollusca, Bivalvia, Venerida, Veneridae.
UGGUAGACCUCGAGUACAAGCGAUCAGAACUCUCGCUGAUUAUGCACAGUGUUUGAGUAGCAAGAUAAAUUGUCACCAGGAUCCUAAUCUAUAUACAGCUAAACAAGAUUUCAGCUCUACUCCAUCUCCGUUUUCUACACCAAGUAGCAGUACAUCUGCCAAUAACAAUGCUGAUGGUAGGCCGUCAGUGAUUGGUUGGACAGAUAUGCGUCACCGUGGUGAUGGAAGAGAUGGUGACACAUCUGCUUCUUCAACAGGGUCGUCUCGUGCCUCCAGUGUUGGUUUAAGUCCUGCAGAAAAUGAACAGAUGGAUUUUGAGGACAUGCAAUCAUUACAGUUUAUACAGAUGACCAUACCACAGUUCUGUGCUCUUGUUUUAGAGAAAUCUCUCCCACUGUUGAAGACAAAUGAUGACGUUAUGUCAACUGAAGCUUUUAAUUUGUUAAAUCACACAUUAGAAAUUAUUGUUGCCAUAGUAACGCCAGAACUUUGGCAGGAUAACACAAUGGCUGCAAGAGACUGUAGUGAGAAGUUCAUAGAAAGUCUUGAUGUACUUGCUGACCUUUUAAAGUACCAUCACCAUAGCAACAUGCCUUAUGACCUUGAGGAGAGUACAGUUGAAGGACCCAGUGAUCUUGUCCAGCAUAGACUAGCUUACAUCGGCCUUUCUGUAUUUCUAGGCAAAUUUCUGAAGUUACUUGUCCCAACAGAAAAGAGCCGAGGAAUUAUAUCAGAAAACCUGUUGUCAGCGAUAAAUAUGAUGGUGUAUGAUGAGUGCCUUAGUAAUGCACUUCCUGACCUCCAAGUUCUGUUGCUAGGGUACAUAAAACAGCUGGAUGAAGGAAGAUACAACGUUUAUGUUUCCACAGCAACCAUUUGUCAAUCACUGCAGAAGACAUGUAAAUUUUUGACUCUGUGCCAAGAAGAGGCUUCCAGACUGUCCAAGGACACCCUGGCUAUGUGUGAGGGAGCAUUUAUAUGUUUACCAUACCAUCGACACCUUAACUAUGUUACAGAAAUUAUCAAGCUGUGCUCUGACGUUUCUUGUCUUCUUCAUUCAAGAUGCUCCAAGUCACAGCAUUAUGAGACAUUGCAGAACUGCUACAGGAAAUUGGUGUUGAAAUGUUUAUCUCACCCUGUAGAUAAGCUUAGACUGCAUGCCUAUACUACUGUGUUACAUAUUGUACAGGCUCAGCUAAGUGUAUCAAAGGCUUCAGAUCCUUCAUCAACAUCAUGUUUGAAAGUGAAAUUCAUCAUCAAUGCUGACAUACUGUACGAGAUUGUUGUGUUUGGUUUGGCUGACAAAGAUGCCAAGGUAGCAAGCUGUGCAACAGACAUUAUGUGUCACUUGUUGAAGAGUCAGUUACUGAUGUCAACAGAGAUGUGGCAGGCAUUCCUACAGUCUCUCAUGCGAGGGUUGCCCAUACUGCAGAAUAUGGCCUCAGUAACUUCCACAUUCAUUUGGAUUAUAUUCCGUGCACUGAAGCGCGCCUAA